Akanthomyces muscarius is the source of this 1467-nucleotide messenger RNA. RefSeq lists its product as uncharacterized. NCBI's taxonomy places the organism in Eukaryota, Fungi, Ascomycota, Sordariomycetes, Hypocreales, Cordycipitaceae. Bases 1 to 1467 code for a protein of 488 amino acids. The record is from RefSeq and is a predicted model, not a curated record. Gene Ontology annotation, cellular component: ciliary inversin compartment. Gene Ontology annotation, molecular function: protein binding. Gene Ontology annotation, biological process: protein localization to ciliary inversin compartment. The transcript has a single exon.
AUGGGUGUUCACGAGAGUUCUCAAGUCGCACCGGCCGAUACUGCAGCACAGACAAGAGCAGACCUCUAUCUGCAGCUGCAGAAACCGGAAUGGAAGGACCACGGCAGGCAACUCCAGCAUUACUUGGACGACCAAAUUUCUCACCUUCCAUCCGAAAGAGACACCAACCCGGCCCUGAUUUCUGCCUUACUGCAGCUCUACGGUAGAGAGGGGACAGGGAUCGAUCCUGAUUUUGACGAUAUUAUACUCGGCGCCAUUGAUCGCAUGGGCAGUAUUCUGAAAAGCUCUGUGGCAAGCCAUUUCUUGGACUCUCUUUUGCAAUCCACAGACUUGGAGCGAUUUCAGCGUGCGAUUGGAGAACUCAUGCGAAGUGAAGUUGACAUUCGAUUUGGAACUCCCACCAGAGAACACGCAUUGGAUGCGGCUGUGCUUUGUGGUAACUUGACCGAUGUGCAGAAUCUGCUAUUCAAUGACCGCAGCGCGCUCGCGCUUUUCGGCGUCCACAGAGAUGGUAGCACACCGCUAAGCCUUGCAUGCAAAAAUGAGUUCACAGAUAUAGCUGAAUUUCUGGCGAAGCUGGCUCCAGAGGCGGGAUUCGUCAGGGAUUGCAAUGGUUGCACUGCAUGGCAUAUCGGUGCUGAAAAGGGUCAAAUCUCCGUUUUAGAAAUACUUUUCAAGGAGCUCAAGAGGUUGAACAAGACGCCUGGAGAUGAUACCACGUCUGAUGGCAUGACAAGUCCACAAGACAUCACCAGUUCUCUAUCAGAUACGGACAGGAACUGGGUCAUGCACCUCGCAGCCGCGCAAGGGAACAUCGAUCUGCGCAAACCCCUCCUAACACCAUUCUAUGGCGCAAAUCUGGACGACGUUCUUAAAUCGACAAACACCGAGAGAGAAACACCACUUGUUUGUGCGCUCAGAAAGCGAGAUCCAGCCGUUGCCAAAUUCCUUGCCAAAAGAAUGACCCGGAUUCGCUUCCAUGACGCUCAGGACAGGGAUAACCUGCUAAAAUGGCUCACAAACAGUCCGGAACACCACAAGGUAAUUUCCAAGAUUCUGUCUAAAAACGAGUCUGCUCAUCGCUGCUAUACUCCGCCACUGGACCUGGAUCAGCUGGGGUGGGCCGCGUUUUCGGGGUCUGCAAGACUCGUAUGGCUGCUGCUUCAAAAUAGUUCCCCUGGCCCAUCAAGAGACAAUAGUAUCAAGAGUGCUAUUAAUACCGCCUAUUCUGUACUGCAGGGGCAUGUUGCAGCCAAUAGUGGAAAAUCUGCCGGUCUCGUUGGCAUCGCAGGAGACUGGUUGUCAGAUGAAGGCAUGGAGUCUACCAUCAACCGGCAAACCUGUUCAGUGAUUGGCGAGACGUCCAAAGUAUAUAAUGAUGUUCUAGAGAUUUUACAUAACCCACCCGCCACAGUUCGAGCCCCCCGGCGAAAGUCUGCCCGAAAAAGGGCCUGUCUACAGCGCUAG